Molecule: messenger RNA, 1191 nt
Organism: Cladophialophora yegresii CBS 114405
Lineage: Eukaryota; Fungi; Ascomycota; Eurotiomycetes; Chaetothyriales; Herpotrichiellaceae
Product: diphosphomevalonate decarboxylase
Exons: 2
Coding region: 1-1191 (396 amino acids)
Biological process (GO): isoprenoid biosynthetic process; isopentenyl diphosphate biosynthetic process, mevalonate pathway
Cellular component (GO): cytosol
Molecular function (GO): diphosphomevalonate decarboxylase activity; ATP binding
Source: RefSeq, a predicted model, not a curated record
AUGUCUGGUUCGUCGCCCGUGUACCGGGCCAGCACAACUGCGCCUGUCAACAUCGCUGUCAUCAAGUACUGGGGUAAACGUGACACAACGCUGAAUCUUCCCACGAAUUCGUCGCUCUCCGUGACACUAUCUCAGAAGUCGUUACGGACACAUACAACCGCUUCAUGCUCCGAUUCCUACUCCGGUGCCGACUCGCUCAUCCUCAAUGGAGAAAAGGAGGAUAUCCAAUCCUCCAAGAGAACCCAGGCAUGCCUGAAACACCUCCGAUCGCUACGAGAGCAGCUGGAAUCCCGUGAUGGUUCUCUGCCGAAGCUCUCGAAAAUGACCCUACGGCUGGUCUCUGCGAACAACUUCCCUACGGCCGCGGGCCUGGCUUCGUCGGCUGCUGGUUUCGCUGCGCUGGUCAGAGCCAUCGCCGAUCUUUACGAGUUACCGCAGUCUCCCCAGGACCUGUCACUGAUCGCAAGGCAAGGCUCCGGUUCAGCGUGCAGGAGUCUUAUGGGUGGAUACGUGGCUUGGCGUGCAGGCACGAAAGAGGAUGGCAGUGACAGCUUGGCCCAAGAGGUGGCCCCCGUCUCACACUGGCCGGAGAUGAGAGCUCUGAUCCUGGUCGUCAGCGCCGAAAAGAAAGGCGUGCCGUCCACAGCGGGCAUGCAAACCACCGUCGAGACGUCCACGCUCGCACCCGCCCGGUUCAAAGACAUUGUUCCAAAGAGGAUGCAAGAGAUCGAAAAGGCCAUCCAUGAGCGCGAUUUUGAGACUUUCGCCCGCAUCACGAUGCAGGACUCGAAUUCCUUCCAUGCCAUCUGCCUGGACUCGUGGCCACCCAUUCACUACCUAAACGACGUCUCUCGCGCAGCCAUGAACGCAGUCGAGACAGCAAACCGCAAAGCAGGCAAAUUGAUUGCAGCCUACACAUUCGACGCCGGGCCUAACGCAGUCAUCUACUACCUGGAAGAACACACUCAUCAAGUGGCAGGUGUAUUCAAGAACAUCCUACCUAGGGUCUCGGGCUGGGAAGGGCAAUUCGGCGAGACAAUUCGACCGAACGAGUUUGGGAGUUUGGAGCAGAAGACACUGAUGACGUUAAAGAGUGGUGUGAGUCGUGUGAUUUGUACCGCCGUGGGCGGAGGGCCAGAGAAAGUGGAGCACCAUCUGGUGGAUGAGAGCGGGAAUGCAGUUAGGGAGUGA